ACUAGCGGAGGUUACACUCUCCAAGAAAUGAAGCUCCGUGCGUCGAUCGGCUGUUACGUCCUCAGCGUUUACUUCGCUUUAUGUAGCGACGGUGCUGGCCUACCGGAACACUAUUCGUCGUUGAUCGACGGCAGUGAGACAGACUUCGGUUCUUCUUCACCGUUUCCCCUUGAAAUAAACGAAUCUCGUGAUGAUUCAACGAUAGAAAAUAUUCCGGCGUUUUAUGAAAAUGAAACUGAUCUGAGUGAUUUUGCAACGUUUUUCAAUGCUGAAAGUAAAUCUGACGCCGAUUUACCGAAUCAGAACUCUUCGGUAACGGAUGGAAAUGAAGAAAAUCACGGUAGUACCUCACCGUCGUUUACUCGUGAAAAUGAAACUCAUGCUGAUUCGAGAGAACAGGAUUCGUCGGCGAUUCACGAAAAUGAGACUGGUCUGAGUGAUUUAGCAGCGUUUUUCAAUGCUGAAAGUGAAUCUGAUGCCGAUUUACCGAAACAGAACUCUUCGGUAACGGAUGAAAAUGAAGAAGACCACAGCAGUUCUCCUCUGUUUGCUCAUGAAAAUGGAGCUCAUGCUGAUUCGAGAUAUGACGACCCGUUGAUCAUCCAUGCAAAUGAAACAGCGUUGAGGACUAAUGGCACAUUCCCCAGAGGGGAGAUAGCCACUCAAGGAGAAGAAGAAGAAGAAGCGUUCAGGACUCUUUCGCCAUUGUCCGUUGACAGAAAUAAAUCUAACGCUGAUUCAACGAAACACAACUCCUCGGAAGUUCCUGAGAGCGACAAAGAUCUGAGUAUUGCUCCGCAGCUUUCUCAUAGUGGCAACGAAGCUAGUGCAGAUUCACGGGAACACAGCUUCUCGGAAACCCAUGGAAAUGUGACUGAAACUUCGCGUUUGAUCCUCGGGAAUAAAACCAACGGUUGGGAUUGGCUCCCUCAGAAUGUGACAAACUCGAGAGUCGUUAUUUCCCCCGAACUUGUCGACACUGUUCUCGACAAACUUGACCUUACGAAUGAACGUGUCAAGCAAAUUGGUCGGAACGAAGCUUUGUUUUAUCUCUUCACGAAAGAAAAUUAUUCUCAAUUUCAACGACUCUUGAUCGGUUCAACAGAAUCUAUAAGACGCAGCUUUUUCAACUCAUCCAACCCAACGGUCUUCAUAACUCAUCGAUGGCUCAAUGGUUUCAGUGUCGCAUCUUGCACGACCCUCCGAGACGCGUACUUGGCAGGCCCGAAGGAUGUGAACGUGAUAAUGGUGGAUUUUAACCCAUUCAAUAUGAAGCUUCGUUACAACUCGGUUACAAGAGUCUCGGUGAUUGGUCAACGAAUAGCUCGAAUGAUCAAUUUUUUGAAAAAGGAGGCUAAAUUGAAGCUCGAACUUACCACGCUCGUUGGCCACUCGAUGGGUGCUCAUGUGAUGGGAGUUGCUGGCAGAUACACGGACGGCGAGGUUCAACAAAUUUUUGCAUUGGACCCAGCACGUAAAUUGUUCGAAGACGCGAAUUCCGUGUACCGUCUAACAAAAAAGAGUGCAAAGAACGUGCAAGUGAUUCAUACGAAUGGACACGAGCAGGGUCUGUUCGAACCUCUGGGCCAUUCGGACUUCUAUCCCAACGGUGGAGUGUCUCAACCGGGUUGUGAAAACUACGACACUUCCUCGAAUGGUGCUUGUUCUCAUGGCCGAGCUUAUUACCUCUUCGCGGAAUCGCUCAAUCCGAGUCUUGGUUUCGAUGCCGUGAGAUGCGAAAUUGGAGAAAAUUUAUCGAGCGGUGAAUGCAGCGGUCCGGUUGGCAGAAUGGGCGGACGCGACACGAAUCAAAGUCCGACGAGCGGAGUUUUUUAUCUCAAAACUACCGACGUCCAGCCUUAUGCGAUGCUGAUGACCAAAAAGGCAUAUAAACAUUGAGAAGUUUGUUGAGUUAAGUGCUGAAAAAUAUUGGGACGCUGAAAAUACAAAAUCGAUUUUUUACGAGCCUUUCGACCAUGGAAUUCCAGCCCUCCGAACGGUUCCAGAACAAAAGGGAUCAUUUUAAUGAAUAAUAAAGAAAGAUCAUUUCAAUUUUA
Venturia canescens is the source of this 2057-nucleotide messenger RNA. RefSeq lists its product as uncharacterized. The transcript is spliced from 4 exons. Gene Ontology annotation, biological process: lipid catabolic process. The coding region runs from base 28 to 1899 and encodes 623 amino acids. Gene Ontology annotation, molecular function: lipase activity. The record is from RefSeq and is a predicted model, not a curated record. Lineage: Eukaryota; Metazoa; Arthropoda; Insecta; Hymenoptera; Ichneumonidae.